AUGGGCCUCAUCAAGACAGCCAUGGUCUCCGGAGUCGCCAUCUACGGCAUCAAUAAGCUGUCAAAAUCAUCGGAGCGCCGCCGAGAGCAGUCCUCGCCAUCCCGAAACGAAUACCGUGACGCCCAACCUCAAUAUCUUGACGGUACAGACGGUCAGGGAUACUAUUACGUUCCGCAAGGGCGAGGUCAACAACAGCAGAAAGGGCAAAGUCAAGGACUGGAAUUUGUUGACCGCCGCCCCUCAGGGCCGCAAGACCAGCCACUUUACCUCCAGAAUAACCCUUCUUCACCACUUCCAUUCGGCCACAGCAACAACGAGUACAUGUAUGCACCCAAUCGUGCGGGGCCUCCACCUCAAUAUCAAAAUACCUAUGCCUAUGCCCCUCGGGAGAAGCGCUCAGGCUUCGUCGAAGCCGACGAGGUCUCCGGGUCGGACUUCCACGGUCAGAGCGCCCACCGCGAGGGAGGCGGUGCCGCGCUAUUGAACAACCUGGCGCAACAAUUCUUGGGAGGCGAUAGUAAAAGUAAAGAUAAGGGAAAGGACAUGAUGAAGAUGUUUUCCAGGUAGUCGUCACCGUGACGAUUCGGGGUACUUCAAGGCCAUGUCGAAGAAAUUUGGCAAGGCCAGGGAGUGGGAUUUUGGUAGAUGUUGAAACGAGCACUCUUUUGAGCUCAGUACAUGCAAGAUGGCGUUCAUUCUGG
This is a messenger RNA of Exophiala xenobiotica, 701 nucleotides long. RefSeq lists its product as uncharacterized. The record is from RefSeq and is a predicted model, not a curated record. The transcript has a single exon. Bases 1 to 567 code for a protein of 188 amino acids. Lineage: Eukaryota; Fungi; Ascomycota; Eurotiomycetes; Chaetothyriales; Herpotrichiellaceae.